AUGGCGGCCGAGGCACUCGUUAACCACCCAGUGCUGGAGCACUGGCUGCGUUUCAUCGCGACUACUGUCGCGCGCGACAAGGUGCUCCGCACGUUCCAGUACUUCUCUCGCUUCUAUGCCUGGUACCUGUACCGUUUGAACAAGCCGCAGUCGGCCAUCGACCCCUACAAUGCCGUGCAGAAGCAGUUUGCCACGACCCGCAAAAUCUUGCGCAUCGGCAAGUUUGCCGAGCACUUGAAGGCCGCCUUGAUCACUUUGGACCACAAGAACGUUGCUGAUCCGGUCCUGCGCUACCUUGCCGUCGGCCGCCAGCUGGGCUACGCCGGCUACCUGACCCUCGACACAGUGACGGUCAUGGACGCCGUUGGGUACCGCAAACUGACGGGUGUAAAGCGCAUACAGGAGAGCGCUCACCGGGCUUGGGCGAUGGGACUGAUGUGCAGCGCCGUUGCGAAUGUUUAUACGCUGUUCCGCCUGCAGGAGGAGGAGAACACUGUAGAUCGGAAGGAGGGUGAAGGUCUCGCUGAGGUGAAGAAAAUCGAGAGGCAGCGGACCGCCACCCAGAUACAGCUCAUCUCCGACCUGUGCGAUUUGACCGUGCCCGCUGCUACCCUGGGAUUUAACCAGAUCGACGAUGGCCUGGUCGGCCUCGCUGGUACCGUCAGCUCGCUGAUCGGUAUGUGGUCGGAGUGGCACAGGGCCGCAUAA
Messenger RNA from Penicillium mononematosum, 708 nucleotides. Its product is annotated as PEX11 family protein. Bases 1 to 708 code for a protein of 235 amino acids. The record is from RefSeq and is a predicted model, not a curated record. The transcript has 3 exons. Gene Ontology annotation, biological process: peroxisome fission; regulation of peroxisome size. Gene Ontology annotation, cellular component: peroxisomal membrane. Lineage: Eukaryota; Fungi; Ascomycota; Eurotiomycetes; Eurotiales; Aspergillaceae.